AUGACCAUUUCUAAGCCUGCGACUAUGACUGAAGUCAACGAAGACCCGGUUCCUUUACAUCGCGAACAUCGACCUGUUGAUGUGGACAAAGACAAGCAGGAUGGUGUUUGUGUCGCUGAAGCAAUUACCUCUUCAUGGUCCAAGAAGUCACUGAUUAUCGCAUAUGCAUGCAUGUGGAUGCUUUACUUUGUCCAUGGACUCAACAGCAACUUGACGUCGAAUCUGUCCGCAUACAUUAUAAGUGACUUUUCCAGUCACUCGCUGCUCACCGUGAUCAGCGUUGUCACAAGCGUAAUGAGCGCAGCGUGUCUGAUGCCAAUUGCCAAAGUGCUGAAUCUGUGGGAUCGGACCCUCGGCAUCUUCAUUAUGCUAGUGAUUGCCAUCAUGGGUCUCAUUAUGAUGGCCUGCUGUCACGACAUUGCAACUUAUUGCGCUGCUCAACUGACGGGUUCUUUGAUCAAGGCAUUCUACACGAUCGGAUUCACUGGUGUGAUCUAUUGCGUCGACGUGAUCACCUCGGAUACAUCGUCACUGCGCAAUCGAGGCAUCGCUUUUGCCUUCACUUCCUCUCCCAAUGUCAUCACCGCAUUUGCCGGUGCCCCUUUUGUCGAACCAAACUCAUGA
This is a messenger RNA of Penicillium maclennaniae, 624 nucleotides long. RefSeq names its product siderophore iron transporter mirB. The transcript has 3 exons. Bases 1 to 624 code for a protein of 207 amino acids. Gene Ontology annotation, molecular function: transmembrane transporter activity. NCBI's taxonomy places the organism in Eukaryota, Fungi, Ascomycota, Eurotiomycetes, Eurotiales, Aspergillaceae. Gene Ontology annotation, biological process: transmembrane transport. The record is from RefSeq and is a predicted model, not a curated record.